Cetraspora pellucida is the source of this 126-nucleotide messenger RNA. The record is from the annotation of a GenBank genome assembly. NCBI's taxonomy places the organism in Eukaryota, Fungi, Glomeromycota, Glomeromycetes, Diversisporales, Gigasporaceae.
AUGGGUUCAUCAAUGACAAAUCUUCAUUCACCACGCAUAAUUCGUCUUAAAACCGGAGAUCGACAUAAUAAUGGGAUUUAUGGUUAUAGGAGCUCUGUGGUCAUUGCACUAAAACUUAGUCGUUGA